Molecule: messenger RNA, 1958 nt
Organism: Gossypium arboreum
Lineage: Eukaryota; Viridiplantae; Streptophyta; Magnoliopsida; Malvales; Malvaceae
Product: pyruvate kinase, cytosolic isozyme
Exons: 4
Coding region: 241-1773 (510 amino acids)
Biological process (GO): glycolytic process
Cellular component (GO): cytoplasm
Molecular function (GO): potassium ion binding; pyruvate kinase activity; magnesium ion binding
Source: RefSeq, a predicted model, not a curated record
AUAAAAAAAGAAAAUCUUCAAUGUGCCGCCGCCUACCACCACGUCCACGUGUAAGAAAUUUCUACCCUCCAAUUCGGUCCUGUCCUGUUCUUACAAAAGCCGCUACCCUCACCACUAUUAGUGCCCCUCUCCUCUCCUUUUCUCUUCACUCCACAUCUCAUAUUCCUUCAUUUCUCUCUAAAUCCUUCCAUUUUUUGAUAUUUUUUUUGUAAGUAAAGGAACAGUGAAAAGCAACAGGAAAUGGCAAAUAUAGAUAUCGAUGGGAUCUUGAAGGAGCUUCCCAAUGAUGGGCGUAUCCCUAAAACCAAGAUCGUUUGUACUUUGGGUCCGGCUUCACGGUCCGUACCUAUGAUAGAGAAGCUGUUGAGGGCCGGGAUGAACGUUGCUCGCUUCAAUUUCUCUCAUGGCAGUCAUGAGUAUCAUCAAGAGACAUUGGAUAAUCUUAGGUCUGCUAUGCACAACACCGGCAUCCUUUGCGCUGUCAUGCUUGACACCAAGGGCCCUGAGAUUCGAACUGGAUUCCUGAAGGAUGGAAAAGCUGUUCAGCUGAAGGAAGGCCAGGAAAUUACUGUAACAACCGAUUACGAUAUUAAGGGAGAUGAGAAGAUGAUCUGCAUGAGCUACAAAAAGCUGGCUGUUGAUCUGAAGCCUGGGAAUACCAUUUUGUGUGCGGAUGGUACAAUCACUCUUUCGGUGUUAUCCUGUGAUCCUGCUGCUGGGACUGUGAGAUGCCGAUGUGAAAACACAGCGAUGAUCGGUGAGAGGAAAAAUGUCAACCUUCCUGGUGUCGUGGUGGAUCUUCCCACACUCACUGAGAAGGAUAAAGAAGACAUCUUGGGAUGGGGAGUUCCCAACAGUAUUGAUAUGAUUGCUCUUUCCUUUGUACGCAAAGGGUCUGAUCUUGUCAAUGUUCGUAAGGUCCUCGGUCCCCAUGCUAAGAAGAUUCAAUUGAUGUCGAAGGUUGAGAAUCAGGAGGGUGUUAUCAACUUUGACGAGAUCUUGCGUGAGACUGAUGCAUUUAUGGUUGCCCGUGGUGACCUUGGAAUGGAAAUUCCGGUUGAGAAGAUCUUCCUAGCACAAAAGAUGAUGAUAUACAAGUGUAAUCUUGCAGGCAAGCCUGUUGUUACUGCCACUCAAAUGCUUGAAUCCAUGAUAAAGUCUCCGAGGCCAACCCGGGCUGAAGCAACCGAUGUUGCUAAUGCUGUCCUGGACGGUACCGAUUGUGUCAUGCUCAGUGGUGAGAGUGCUGCUGGAGCCUAUCCAGAGCUUGCCGUGAAGAUCAUGGCUCGAAUUUGUAUAGAGGCAGAAUCUUCCCUUGACUAUGGAGCAAUCUUCAAAGAAAUGAUCCGAUCGACUCCACUUCCAAUGAGUCCACUGGAGAGUCUUGCAUCCUCAGCUGUACGAACAGCUAACAAGGCCAAAGCUAAACUCAUCGUUGUCUUAACCCGUGGUGGAACGACAGCCAAAUUGGUCGCCAAGUACAGACCAGCUGUUCCUAUCCUAUCCGUGGUCGUCCCAGUCUUGACAACCGAUUCAUUUGAUUGGACCUGCAGUGACGAAGGUCCAGCCAGGCACAGUCUGAUAUAUAGGGGCUUGGUUCCCAUCCUGGCAGAAGGGUCAGCCAAGGCAACUGAUGCCGAAUCCACCGAGGUCAUCUUAGAAGCUGCAAUGAAGUCAGCUACGGAGAAGGGAUUGUGCAAGCCUGGUGAUGCCAUCGUUGCACUGCACCGUAUCGGGGCUGCUUCGGUUAUUAAGAUCUGCAUAGUGAAGUGAAAUGAUGUAGAGAGCCAUGGAUGGACAUCAAAAGCUGGCUUUUUCGAUAUUGCAUUUAAUUAUCCCUUUAUUGUUCUUAAAAAUCUAAGCUGGUUCAACUUUGAAUAUUCAGCUGAAACACUGUUUUGUCUCAGCUUCUGAUGACUUGCUAGUUAAUCGUUAAUGCUGGAUUUCUUGCCCCAAAA